AGGAGACAGCCGCUUUUGGACACGUUUUGGAGACAGAAGCUGCCAGACUGCAAAGGCUACACACGGAAGAAUAAUAUAAACAAAACUUACUUUGCAGAAUCUCUUCCGUCCAUUCAUUUAAAAAAAAUCGUGUUAUUAAUAUUAUUUCGCGGGAGUUUUAAGCGUCUCCCAAUCUGCUGGACAAGUUUGGCGGCUGAAGGACGCACCUCGGGACUUUGACGCAGACGUCUCCCUGACUUCUGGCUGCUGGACAUGGGCUCAUCUGAGGCCAAACAGCGGUAAACGGAGUGCUCGGUGCUGCUUACCUCUUUUCCUCCUAUCUCUUGCAGAGUGGACCCACUUUUGAAAGAGCGUGUUUUUUCUAUCUGGGCCUAAGGCUAACUUGUUUAAAGGUCCUUUUUUUUGCUUCCGGCAACAGCGAAGAGACCAAGUCUUCCUCCCUCAGCCCUCACUCCCUCUCUCACUUUUUUGGAAGCUGAACGUUUAAAGGAAAAUGGGGCAUUGAGAGGGUUGGCAGAUCUCCCCGCGCUAUAAUGGCUACUGACACCUACCUGGUGAACGACGAUCCUCCUAGAGGCCCAGGGAUGCCUGAAUGUUUCCUCGUGUCUGAUACUUAUAGGGAUGAAUUCCACCCCUUCAUCGAGGCCCUGCUGCCCCAUGUCCGCGCCUUCGCCUACACCUGGUUCAACCUGCAGGCCCGCAAGCGCAAAUACUUCAAGAAGCACGAGAAGCGCAUGUCCAAGGAGGAAGAGCGUGCAGUGAAGGAUGAGCUGCUGGGGGAGAAGCCAGAGAUCAAGCAGAAGUGGGCCUCGCGCCUGCUGGCCAAGCUCCGCAAGGACAUCCGGCCCGAGUUCCGUGAGGACUUUGUGCUCACCAUCACGGGGAAAAAGCCCCCCUGCUGCGUGCUGUCCAACCCUGACCAGAAGGGCAAGAUCCGUCGCAUCGACUGCCUGCGCCAGGCCGACAAGGUGUGGCGGCUGGACCUGGUGAUGGUCAUCCUGUUCAAGGGCAGCCCCCUAGAGAGCACGGACGGGGAACGGCUGGUCAAGUCACCACAGUGCACCAACCCUGGCCUGUGCGUCCAGCCGCACCACAUCGGUGUGUCCGUCAAGGAGCUGGACCUCUACCUGGCCUACUUCGUCCACACGCCAGAAUCCGGACAAUCAGACAGCUCCAGCCAACAAGGGGACACAGACAUCAAACCACCGCCCAAUGGGCACCUGAGUUUCCAGGACUGCUUUGUCACCUCAGGAGUGUGGAACGUGGCGGAGCUGGUCAGAGUGUCGCAGACUCCUGUAGCCACGGCGUCAGGUCCUAACUUCUCACUGGCUGACCUGGACAGUAGUCCCAGCUACUACAACAUCAACCAGGUGGCCCUGGGGCGACGCUCCCUCACCUCCCCUCCUUCCACCAGGUCUGAGGUGGAGUUGUACGCAAAUCUUCCACGGAGCUCCACCAAGAGGAAGUCGUUAGACGACAGUGAGCUGGAGAGCCCCACAGAUGAUGUUUUCUAUCCUGGACGCUCACCUGCUGCCAGCUCCUCACAGUCCAGUGCGUGGCCCAACGACAUGGAUGCAGUGCAGCACCAUUUGGCGAGUGUGCAGGAGAGGAAGAUAAAACAUGAAAACGAUGGCGUGCAGUUUCCUUACCAUGGGAGUCCCCGUGCCUCAGCCUCAGCCCUGCAUUUCCCCUCCUCCUCUAUCAUCCAGCAGUCCAGCCCGUAUUUCACUCACCCCACCAUACGCUACCAUCACCACCAGGACCCGCUUAAGGAGUUUGUGCAGUUUGUGUGCACCGACGGCACAGGACAGCCGAGCGCGCAGCCUAAUGGAGGUGGCCAGAGCAAAAUGCCGGGCUCCUUCCUGCUGCCCCCGCCACCCCCGGUGGCACGCCCUGUGCCCCUCCCCAUGCCCGACUCUAAAAGCAUCAGCACGCCCACUGACGGCGGACUCAGCUCACCCGCAUCUCCGUCAUACUCCACGCCAGGCUCCACAGCUCCCAACCGGUUUGUCGGCAUCGGAACACGGGACAACUUUCUGAAUAUCCCCCAGCAGACUCAGUCCUGGUUCCUCUGACAAGGCCUCUAUGAAUCAACAACUAAAAUUGUGUCAUGAAAAUUGGAAAUUUGACAAACAAACACAUCAUCGUUGAUUAAGAACAGACUGCUGACACUAAAAGUUUCUCUAUCGCCAACACUAUUCAAAGUACUACUACAGAACCCGAAAAGACCCCGCCCGACCCUGCCCCGAUUCAACACAAUUUGAACAGGAGUGUUCAUUGCCCUAAUGCAGGAGCCUUCAAUGAGAUUGAGGGGACAGACUCAGAAUGCAGAGAAAGAUGAGGAACUGUCUCACACACACACACACCAUGAAAUGUCAGAAAGGAAACACAAUAUGGCGACCUGACACAUGACCAAUUAUACAUUUGUUGUUUCUUUUUUUAUUAUUAUAAUUAUUUUUUCAUUUUGUUGUCUCCACCAUGAAACUCCAUGCAUUGGCUGGGAGAUCCAAAAAAAAUGUAGUAGUAAAUGGUGAAAUCAGAUGUGCAAGUUGAAAAGAUUGCAACCCAAAUUGCACGCCUCCAUAUCAGUGUAUUUCUCAAAGCACCUUUCCUCCAGGUGCCACCCGCCUCCCACCACACCACCACCGCCGCCCCCCCACCUGGAGCUCAGUGCUGCCCAGGGUCCAGACCAGAACCACAGCCACAUGCCUGUGUGUUGCCACACUCUGCCGCUUCAUUCGCUCAGCCCUGAGCCUCUUUCAUUUCUGAUUGGCCAAUCAUGGUGACACCAUCCGAUGGUGUGACAUAUAUGCACUAAGUGGCUGGUCUUUGUUUACCUGUCGAAGCAUCAGGGCGCCCUGCUGUGGGAGAAGUGAUAGCCAUGAGGCGAGUGCGAGCGAGUGAACACACGACAGACAGUCAUAACACUAACUCUACAUGUGCUCUUUCGUCCCCUCACCUAUGCACUAUUAAUUUUUAAUAAGGGAUGAACAGUAUUGCACAUCGAUGGUCAGAUGAGCGAUUAGAGAAGUGAGUCGAGGCUGGCUGCCACUACAGAGAUGUGGCUGUGCUAACAAUCAAGUCUAAACCCUGACACACAGUGCACACACACAAACACACACACACGCACGCAUGCUUGCAUACAGUACAUGCAGACCAUCCUCUCCAGAAUAGUCUGUCACACAACCACUCAUAAUAUCAUUUUGUUAUUAUUCAUAGACAUGGGAUUUAAUUUACAGUAAUGCACACACAGCAUUAGCUUCAUAUUAUUAGCUUUCAUUUUGUUUGUAGGUGUUUUCUUGUGAUUUCUCUCUUCUUUUUUUUUUUUUUGUUACAAGAUUUGGUUUUGGUUCUGUCUCACUUGGAUUGUUUUAACCUUCUCUUGCAUGUCAUAACAUUUUUUUCUUUAGUAUGCAGUAAUACGUUUAGCAUCACACUCGGAUUUCAGCGAAACAGUAACAGCAGUUUCUCAAAUCUCUCACGUAUGGACAGCACAGUAACAACAGCUCAUCACACACAUCCCUUGCAUUGCUUUACCCUGUAUCCCUUAGUCCCGUCACAGGAAAACCCAGAGGAAUACACACACACACACACACACACACACACACAUACAAAUGCACACACAGACACACACACACACACACACUUAUAAAUAGCACACUAACACCACCAACAACCUGACAUAUAAUAAUAAAGGGAAGCCUUUAUAUUUGGUUCUCCAAACUGCCUUUGUUAAUGGUUUUUCAUUCACUUAAGAUUUGUCUUUUUAAUUUGAGAUAUUUUUUUUCUAUGUAAAUGUUCACGUUUAAAUUGCUAUUUGGUAUUAUUUUCAUCAUGACACAAUCCAACAAAAGCCGACCUCACAAAAUAACUGGACUGCCUAGCUGUUGGUUCUAUUUUGCAGGGAUAGUAAACCGGGCUGAGACCCCGUUCUCAGCCUCUCUAGUAACAUUAGCUCUACGUACUAAAACCUUAUAUCAAGACUAUAACAAUAUAUCAAAGUGCCUCUGUAUUCCCUUCAUGCAAUUAGUAAUAAACUUGACUUCAGGUUCUCUUCCCACAUAUAAGCUAAAGCUACAGGGAAUGGUAGCAUUGGUACAUGUGGAAACCAUUGGCCUAGGACAGAUCUUUAUAGAGGACUGCAAACUUCUUUUUUUUUUGUAAAGACAGAGAGAGAGAGAUCUUAUACAUAUAUAUUUAUGAUAUAUGCUCCUUUUUAACUUUUACUACAUGAGCUGGUUGGCAGUCUAGUUAUUUUCUGAACUCUCACCUCCCCCCCCACCCACCCACAACCUGUUUCAGUAACAUCACCUUACUGUUACCAGUACGAAUCAAACGACACACGUCAUCGCCAUCUGCAGCGCAGCAUUCUAAUACCUAGAUGAACAUGUCAAAAAUCGACAGUAGGUUUGAAGAAAAAAAAGUGUUUGUUUUUUGAUGGAAAGUAUUAUUAUUGAAAAAUAUGUGUCGAUUGAGCCACGUGCAAUGCAUUGGGUAGAUCAUUGUGUUUGUCUGUUAGAGAUUUUUAAGAAAGCUAAGAGAAAAGAGAAAAAAAAAUGUAUUUGUUUGAAGUCCAUAAGCUCCGGGACUCUAAACUAGAGGGCCAUGAAAAAUCCUAGUCUUUGUAAGUCGGGGAUAUUUGUUUUUAUUUCCUUUGUCUCUUUUUUAAUGUUUUAUGUGUAAUCAUUUGUUUAUAAAAAUGUGGGAGGGCUGAAGGAAAAAAAAUUCUACACAACUUCAAAAAAAAUCUCUAUUAUCAGAUGAAACCUGGUGCUUUAACACUAUAAAGUACAUUCAGAACUAUUAUAAAUGAAUGGUAAAUGAACAAAAGUAACAGACCAUUUAGGAAACAGCAUUAUUCCUCUCUAUUUGUAUUCUUCUUCUAUUUGUAUUGAGUGGGGGGAGAGGUUCCUAUUCCUUAAGGUUGUGACACAAAAGGCAUUUUGGUUCAACCUUUAGAAAAA
Messenger RNA from Scomber scombrus (Atlantic mackerel), 4964 nucleotides. Its product is annotated as nuclear factor 1 X-type-like. The record is from RefSeq and is a predicted model, not a curated record. Gene Ontology annotation, biological process: regulation of transcription by RNA polymerase II. Gene Ontology annotation, molecular function: RNA polymerase II cis-regulatory region sequence-specific DNA binding; DNA-binding transcription factor activity, RNA polymerase II-specific. NCBI's taxonomy places the organism in Eukaryota, Metazoa, Chordata, Actinopteri, Scombriformes, Scombridae. Gene Ontology annotation, cellular component: nucleus.